Molecule: messenger RNA, 907 nt
Organism: Hordeum vulgare subsp. vulgare (domesticated barley)
Lineage: Eukaryota; Viridiplantae; Streptophyta; Magnoliopsida; Poales; Poaceae
Product: expansin-A9-like
Exons: 2
Coding region: 40-807 (255 amino acids)
Biological process (GO): plant-type cell wall organization
Cellular component (GO): extracellular region
Source: RefSeq, a predicted model, not a curated record
UGAAGUUUAAUACGAGAAGGAGAAUUAGUCCUGGCGAACAUGGAGAAUCAUCUCGCGAUCCUGGCGUUGUUUCUGGGCGUGUGCAUCUCACAGCUCGGGGGUUCGGCGGCUCAGCUGUACUGGACGCCGGCCAACGCGACGUUUUAUGGCGGCAGCGACGCAUCCGGCACAAUGGGUGGAUCGUGCGGUUACGGCAACCUGUACGACGCCGGGUACGGGACCAACUCGACGGCGCUGAGCACAACGCUGUACGGCGACGGGAAGUCGUGCGGCGCGUGCUACGUCAUCACCUGCGACGCCUUGCACACGCAGUCGUGCAAGCCGGGGACGUCCAUCACCGUGACGGCCACCAACUUCUGCCCGCCCAACUGGUCCCAGCCAAGCGACGACGGCGGGUGGUGCAACCCGCCGCGGCAGCACUUCGACAUGUCCCAGCCCGCCUGGGAGACCAUCGCCGUGUACCAGGCGGGCUUCGUGCCCAUCAAGUACGCCAGGACGGCGUGCCCGCUGAGGAACGGCGGCAUCCGGUUCUCCAUCACAGGCCAUGACUACUUCGAUCUGGUCCUGAUCAGCAACGUCGGCGGAAGCGGCGCCGUGUCAGCGGCGUCGGUGAAGGGCUCCAACACGGACUGGAUGGCCAUGAGCCGCAACUGGGGUUCUAACUGGCAGAGCAACGCCAACCUCACCGGCCAGAGCCUGUCGUUCCAGGUGCAGACGGACGACGGCAAGUCCGUCACGGAGUACGACGUGGCGCCGGCGUACUGGAAGUUCGGCGACACUUACACGUCUUCCGUCAACUUCUACUAGCCGAGCAUAGCACCGUUAGCCUUGUACUCCAGACUAGUCCAGAGUCCAGACACCUGCCGUCGCUAGUGCACACCCACAUAUGGACAACCCGCACAAUAAU